Molecule: messenger RNA, 1638 nt
Organism: Eruca vesicaria subsp. sativa (arugula)
Lineage: Eukaryota; Viridiplantae; Streptophyta; Magnoliopsida; Brassicales; Brassicaceae
Source: the annotation of a GenBank genome assembly
AUGCGCAAUCUUCAAUUUCUCUCGAUCUACAACUCAAGAUGGGAUACAAAUGUUCGAGUGUAUCUACCAGAGGACUCAAAUUUCCCACCUCGUCUGAAGUUAUUACAUUGGGAGGAAUAUCCAGGAACGUGUCUUCCUCAUUCACUUAGGCUGGAAUUUCUCGUGGAACUCAAUUUAGAAAAGAACAAGCUCAGACAUUUGUGGAAAGGAACACAGUCCCUUGGAAAUCUGAAGAAGCUGAUGUUGGCAUGGUCUUAUAAUUUGGAGGAACUCCCGGAUCUUGCGAAUGCUACAAAUCUAGAGAUUUUGGAUGUGACUGAAUGCGAGAGUUUGGUAGAGAUUCAUUUCUCUGUUGGGAAUCUUCACAAACUAGAGAGGUUGGAGAUGAGAUUAUGUACAAAUCUGCAGGUUGUUCCGAGUCUCUUCAACUUGUCAUCUCUUGAAACAGUCGGGAUGAUGGGAUGCUGUCAAAUGAGGAAACUUCCAGAUAUUUUCACAACCAUCACAAGCAUCUCAAUCACAGACACGAUGUUAGUGGAAUUUACUGAAUCAAUUAGACUCUGGUCUCGUCUCAAGAGUCUCUUUAUACUUGGCAGUAUCAUUCCACGUGAUUUUUUGACACAGCCACAUGUGGUAAAAUUGAUGGUAGAGAGAAGUGGCGCAGAUAUUGAGAGAAUUCCAGAUUGCAUCAAAGAUCUUCAUAGGUUGGAAACUCUUAUGAUAGUUGGAUGUUCAAAACUUGUAUCACUGCCAGAGCUUCCUAAGUCGCUCACAUCACUAUUCGUAUGGAAUUGUGAAUCACUGGAGACACUAGUACCUUUCCCUUCCGACUCUCGGAUUGAGUAUCUCAGUUUCCUUGACUGUCUCAAAUUGGACCCAGGAGCAAGGAGAGCAAUUCUCCAGCAAUCAAGGCGGGCAUGCGUACCCGGAAGAGAUAUACCAGCAAAGUUCAAUCACAGGGCUAUAGGAAACUCUUUGACCAUUACUUCAAAUGCCUGUGGAUUUAAGAUGUGUUUCAUCGUUUCACCUAAAUCAGAGAUGGAAUACGGUAACUGUAUAGAAUUAGUGUGCCGCAUAAGCAUAAAUGGGUGCCCCAAGGGGAAUUGCAUAUUUCCUCUUCUCUUUAGAGUCCAUUCAGAACAUCUGGUUAUAUUUUACUGCGACAUUCCUCAAGAAGACGACGACGAAGUUGAACAGUCCCACCAGAUAUUGUUCGAAUUCAGCAGCUCAUCCCAGGAAAUGGAAUUUAUUGAAUGUGGUGUCCAGAUCUUGAGGGACAUUUUUGACUAUGGACUUUUUGCGAAACAGCAUUUGGUGAAAUUUAUGUUGGAAGACUAUGGACCCCUUGAUGAGAGCCUUGCUGCUGCAAUGGCAGACACCACGGUGGAUUUCAGUAAUGGCCCUGAAUGUUAUGCAGUUUAUAAAAGGAUGAUUGAUGAUUUUUAUGGGAGCUUUGGGGAUGAUUCAAAAGAACUGUUGGAAAACGAUGACGUAUGUUUAUCAGAUGAGAGCUUUUUGUUGGAUGCAUCGCGAGUAGAGACCGAUGAUGAUUUGGAUGGGAGACUUGAGUAUGAUGCAUCACGAGUAAAGACCGAUGAUAGUUUAUUUGCUCCCGCUUUUUUUUCUUUCGGGUUUUGA